CUUCACUUACGGCAGGCACUCAGACAGGCUGGUGUUGCAGUGUGCUUGUCUGCUCAGAGCCAUGCAAGGCUAGAGCUGUGUGUGUGAGUGUGACCAUGUUAAACAGACAGGAUGAGGCGGACAGGACCCUGUUCGUGGGGAAUUUAGACUGCAAUGUCAAGGAGGAGAUCCUCUACGAGCUCUUUCUGCAGGCUGGACCAUUGACCAAAGUAAACAUUGCAAAAGACAAAGAAGGCAAUUUUAAGUCGUUUGGUUUUGUCUGCUUCAAACACACUGAAUCUGUGCCUUAUGCCAUAUCCUUGCUGAACGGCAUCCGUUUAUAUGGAAGACCAAUUAAACUUGAUUAUCGUUUUGGUAACUCUCGCUCUUCUGAAUCCACCAGUCCCUUGCAAAGUCCAGAGAAUGGUUUUGUUGCCAAUACACCUGGCUCUGGCAUGGUCAGAGGUGGAGACAAUUAUCCUCUGUCUCCCUCAAUGGCCGGUAUAGACCAUGGCUAUUUGUCACAGGCAUAUUUAUACUUCUGUAGUAUGAUGAACCCGUUUUUAGCUUUUCAGAAUGCUGCUUAUGGAUUAAUGACCCAGGAAUCCCCAAAUUACAUGCCAAGUCUUCAAUGGAACAAGGACAGUUUCUUUCAAGCCUAUGAAAAAUCAGGAUCUAGUUCCACUGCUGGACCUAGUUCUGUCAACUGGGGCCAGACAAACCCAAGCAACUCCAAAUGGUGCCAAAGACCAGAGGACACUAGAAAAAGAAAAGCAGAUACAGAAACCAGGGAAACCAGUAGUGACGAAUCAGUCUGUAGCAGCAAUCCACCGGAGCAAACUCCAACAUCUAAAAAGCACAAUGCUAAAAGAAGAUGUUGAUUUUAUGUUGCACUAAAUCAAGUAGUCCUUGAUCUGUUGUAGGACUGCAAUUUUAUGGUGCUUUGCUAGCUUCAAAGCUAAGAAAGCCCCAUGAUGAGUUGUAAUUCUAAAACAUCUGAAGAUUUACCUGUUGGCCACCCAUGUAGUAUAAGAUGAUUGUCCAAUAUGUAGAAUUCUGCUACACAAUGGACCAAAGCUAAAGUAUCCGGUGUUAGAAGCUGUGAGUUAUGACUAUAUUUUGCUAUUUAUGCAAAUCUCCUCUGCACUUUCUAUGGGUCAAGAAAAUAUUUUAGUUAUGCAAGAAUAUACUAAAAUCUUGUGGGAUUUAUUCACUAAACGUGUUGUAAGGAAUUGAAAACUAAAUUGCAAAAUUGAAGCUAAAAUAACACUGCAAAUGUUGC
Messenger RNA from Pelobates fuscus (common spadefoot toad), 1261 nucleotides. It is a transcript of the gene RBM11, whose product is annotated as RNA binding motif protein 11. The transcript has 5 exons. NCBI's taxonomy places the organism in Eukaryota, Metazoa, Chordata, Amphibia, Anura, Pelobatidae. Gene Ontology annotation, biological process: regulation of alternative mRNA splicing, via spliceosome. Bases 96 to 860 code for a protein of 254 amino acids. Gene Ontology annotation, molecular function: single-stranded RNA binding. The record is from RefSeq and is a predicted model, not a curated record. Gene Ontology annotation, cellular component: nucleus.